Chroicocephalus ridibundus (black-headed gull) is the source of this 1612-nucleotide messenger RNA. Its product is annotated as sentrin-specific protease 2-like. Gene Ontology annotation, biological process: proteolysis; protein desumoylation. The coding region runs from base 1 to 1080 and encodes 359 amino acids. The record is from RefSeq and is a predicted model, not a curated record. The transcript is spliced from 10 exons. Gene Ontology annotation, molecular function: deSUMOylase activity. NCBI's taxonomy places the organism in Eukaryota, Metazoa, Chordata, Aves, Charadriiformes, Laridae. Gene Ontology annotation, cellular component: nucleus.
AUGCCCGCCUCCGUCCUGCGGGAGGCGGAAGGGCUUCUCCAGCCUCUGGGUCCUCCGUGGGGCCCCUCCGGCCUCCGACGGGCCCCCCGGGCCUCUAAGCUGAAGGAAGUUUCAACCCGCGGUUCUGUGUGUUCUUUCCUCAGCACUUGUGCACCUGCGGACGAUCCUGCCGAGACUGAGGCAAAAAAGAGAAGGACAGGUGUCAAAUGGGUAGAUGUUUGCUGCCCAGAGCCAUCUCAGGCAGAUGUUGUGACCAGGGGCUCCCCACCAGCAGAAGAUACUCCGCAACAGGAUGGACCAGCGAAACAAGCGGUACCUCUGUCACCUGGUGAGGCCAAAAAGUCACCUGCCUGUGAUGUGGAAGAAAAGAAACUGCCAAGGCUGCAGAAAAGAGCAGGCGGCUUUACUCCGCUCACAGAGGCCAUGGAGAGAGAGGUCAUUGCUGCAUUAGGCAAAGGUGAGCCGGAUGAGGUCAUGAGCAGUGCCUUCAAACUAAGGGUCACGCGCCAGGACAUCCGCACCCUAAGGAACCUUUGCUGGCUAAACGAUGAGGUCAUUAAUUUCUACAUGGGCCUUGUGAUGGAAAGAAGUAAGAAAGAAGGAUAUCCAUCAGUCCACGCUUUUAGUUCAUUCUUUUAUGAAAAACUUACUUCUGGGGGCUACCAAGCCGUAGGAAGAUGGACCAGGCGUGUGGAUCUCUUCCACAAGGACAUCAUCUUAGUGCCCAUUAACUUGCGCUUGCACUGGACACUAGCGGUCAUCGACACCAGAAAGAAGACGGUCAAAUACUACGACUCUCUGGGACAAGAAGGGGACAAGAUUUGUGAGACUUUGCUCAAAUACCUGCAAGAAGAAAGCCGCGAAAAAAGACACGUGAAGCUGAAUGCUUCAGAGUGGACUAUUCACAGCAUGGAGCCACACGAAAUCCCUCAGCAAUCGAAUGGAAGCGACUGCGGCGUGUUUACCUGCAAAUACGCAGAUUACAUCUGCAGAGACAGACCGAUGACCUUUACGCAGACCCACAUGCCUUACUUCCGUAAGAAGAUGGUGUGGGAAAUACUCCACCAAGAGCUGCUGUGAGACCCGCACUACAGGAGUAACCCUGGGCUCACCUUCGGGUGACCAGCAUUUCUUGUAGUUACUUUUCUAAUACCUUAUUGGUAUUAGAAAUUUUUCUCUGUAGGUUAAGAAAACAGUUUUUCUCUGUAGGUUAAGAAGUAGUGGUUAAGAUUGUUCUUUUCCCCCCAUCCCCGCCUGCCCCUAUUUUGGAGACAGUAACUCUCUUUGAAAUUAGCUAACACACCUUAAGUGCAAGCUGGAAAGGUUGGUGUCUCCUGGCCAAGGGAAGGUUAAGAACAAAUGCUGAGAACUUCCAUCACAGAGAGGGCUGCUCACACCUUGCAGUGCAUGUGGCCACCUUAUGGACAAAUGGGACUCAUCUGGUGGUGGUCACAGUGCCUGAGCUGAACUUCUCUCACAGCACACGUGGUCACGUUAUGGACAAAUGGGACUCAUCUGGUGGUGGCAACAGUUGUGUGAGCUGAACUUCUCAUCCCAACAACAAGGUGCUGAACUGCUGUUUCCUCCAAGAGAGUUUUCUUCUGUUUCUGGA